AGUAUAAAAGCCUCCGGCGGGCAGGCAGAAGGGAUCAGGCGAGCUGGCAGUGCAGGCUGACGCCAUGGCGCGGGCAGUGUACGGAUUCCAGUCAGCCCGGGCGGGCAACGGGAGCGAGGGUCCAGCCAUCGCCAUCAACAACCCUGCCGACAUCUCCGUCAUCGUCAUCUACUUCCUGGUGGUCCUGGCUGUGGGGCUCUGGGUAAGCCCAGUACUGGGGGGGCCGGGGAUUUGUGGUGUGGAGCCGGUGGGGCUGCAGGGCAGCGCUGCUCAGGUGGAGCAGACCAGUGGGGACGUGGAAUCAGAGAAGGACGCCCCUACUGUCCGCCGGGGGGGAGUGCGCCGCGCCGCGAGGCUGGACCUGUCAUCUGAAGCCGCUCCUGUCUCUUUCCAGAUCGGCGCCUCCCUGUUUGCCAGCAAUAUCGGCAGCGGGCACUUCGUGGGGCUGGCAGGGACGGGGGCCGCGGCUGGCAUCGCCAUCGGGGGCUUCGAGUGGAACGCGCUGGUGGUCGUGGUCAUCCUGGGCUGGCUCUUCGUGCCCAUCUACAUCAAGGCCGGGGUGGUGACGAUGCCGGAGUACCUGAAGAAGAGGUUCGGGGGUCAGCGCAUCCGGAUCUACCUGUCUGUUCUGUCGCUGCUGCUCUACAUCUUCACCAAGAUCUCAGCAGACAUGUUCUCUGGAGCGAUAUUCAUCCAACAGGCGCUAAACCUGGAUAUCUACCUGGCUGUGAUCCUGCUGCUCCUGAUCACAGCUCUCUACACCGUCACAGGUGGACUGGCUGCAGUGAUUUACACCGACACUCUGCAGACUGUCAUCAUGGUGGUCGGCUCUUUCAUCCUCAUGGGCUUCUGCUUCGGUGAGGUCGGGGGUUAUGAAGCCUUCAAGGACAAGUACAUGAAGGCUGUGCCCUCCCUCAUCUCGGCUCCGGGACUCAACAUCAGCAAGAGCUGCUACACCCCGCGGCCCGACUCCUUCCACAUCUUCCGCGACCCCGUCACCGGCGACCUGCCCUGGCCCGGCCUCGUCUUCGGACUGACCGUCCUGGGCACCUGGUACUGGUGCACUGACCAGGUGAUCGUGCAACGCUGUCUGUCUGCCAAGAACAUGUCCCACGUGAAGGCCGGCUGUAUCCUCUGCGGCUACCUCAAGCUGCUGCCCAUGUUCCUCAUGGUGUUCCCUGGCAUGACCAGCCGCAUCCUGUACCCAGGCCUGAUGCUGUCUGUGAUGCUGGCGUCUCUGAUGAGCUCCCUGACCUCCAUCUUCAACAGCGCCAGCACCCUCUUCACCAUGGACAUCUACACCAAGGUCCGCCGCCGCGCCUCCGAGAGGGAGCUCAUGAUUGCCGGCAGGGUGUUCAUCCUGGUCCUGAUCGGGAUCAGUAUCGCCUGGAUCCCUGUGGUACAGACGGCUCAGAGCGGCCAGCUGUUUGACUACAUCCAGUCCAUCACCAGCUACCUGGGGCCGCCCAUCGCCACCGUCUUCCUGCUAGCCAUCUUCUGGAAGCGCACCAACGAGCCGCCCGUGCCCCAAGGGGACCCCAGCUGCUGGAGGAAGGCCUACAACUGGUUCUGCGGGUUCGAGCAGAGCACCGGCCCCCAGCUGAGCGCCGAGGAGCAGGCGGAGCUGCAGAGGAAGCUGACCGACACCACCGAGCAGCCGCUGUGGCGGAACGUGGUCAACAUCAACGCCAUCAUCCUGCUGACCGUCGCUGUCUUCUUCCACGGCUUCUUCGGGUAGAGCUGCCCGCGGCGUGGGGGCGUGGGGGCUCUCACCGAGCUGGACCCUCACAGCGCUGGACCCUCUCCGCACUGGACACUCACAGCUCUGGACAGUCACAGUGCUGGACACCCCUGCGCUGGACACCCACGGUGCUGGACUCUCACCGCCCUGAGCCACCAUCACCUCCGUCCUCUCUCCUCCCUCUGGUCUGCACUCCCACCUUCUGACAGCGAUUGUCAUGGCCUUGAGCACCGGUGCAGCCCGACUCCAGGGCCCGGAAGAGAGGGGACCGAUCUGGACCGGAGCUGUGGACAAGACUGGCGUGCUACAGCGAGGCCCGGUGACCCCAGGGUGAAGCGCAGAGAGGAACCCGGGUCCUGAGCCCAGCAGCACCGGGCCCGGUGUCUGCUCCCUCAGCGUCCCGCACACGGGCCUGGGUUCUGGUCCCUUCCCCUCCCUCCUGCAGAUUAAAACAACUCCCUGGCUCUGGCCAAACUCUAGACACACUUCCAGCUCCUUCCGGGCUCGGACCGUCCGCCCUCUGUAGCCCAGGAGCCCAAGACCCGGCCCGGUCCGGCCCGGUCCGGCCCAGCCCGCUGUCCUCAGGUAACCCCUGGACCAACACAGGUGUCUGUUAGCCUGCUGGGCCCAGGACCCUCUGCCUCUGGGUCCAGAACCCAGACCACCCACGCACGGCCCAACACAAGUCUGGACCGCCGUCAGGGCUUCCUGGACAGCGUGCCGGAUCGUUCCGAGAUUCCCUCCAGUGCAGCACAGCCCUUUCCCCCGGUAGAUUGUUUAUAAUUAAAUGAGAGCGGGGCUUCCUGUCCAAGGAAAGGGCCUGUGGGUGAAUGUUCUCGCGUUGAGGACCUGCCGUGUCCCAGUGUGAAUAAAUGAACUAUUUCCUC
Lepisosteus oculatus (spotted gar) is the source of this 2628-nucleotide messenger RNA. NCBI's taxonomy places the organism in Eukaryota, Metazoa, Chordata, Actinopteri, Semionotiformes, Lepisosteidae. The record is from RefSeq and is a predicted model, not a curated record.